CGGCUUUACUUGUCCGCAUCCCACUCUCCGCUUCAGAGCGAAGAGAGAUAGUGACUCUGUUCAGAUCUAGAGAGAGAAAGAAACCCAAACUCCCAUCUCAGAUCCCUAGAGAGAGAAAGCAAGCAAAAACAAUGGCCUUGUCAGUGGAGAAAACCACUUCUGGCCGUGAAUACAAGGUCAAGGACAUGUCCCAGGCCGACUUCGGCAGACUCGAGAUCGAGCUGGCCGAAGUGGAAAUGCCCGGUCUCAUGUCAUGCCGGACCGAAUUCGGCCCCUCCCAGCCCUUCAAAGGAGCCCGAAUCACCGGCUCCCUCCACAUGACAAUACAGACCGCGGUCCUCAUCGAAACCCUAACCGCCCUCGGCGCCGAGGUCCGCUGGUGCAGUUGCAACAUCUUCUCCACCCAAGACCACGCCGCCGCGGCCAUCGCCCGGGACAGCGCCGCGGUCUUCGCCUGGAAGGGCGAGACCCUCCAGGAAUACUGGUGGUGCACCGAGAGGGCACUCGAUUGGGGUCCCGGUGGUGGGCCCGACCUGAUUGUGGACGAUGGUGGUGAUGCGACUUUGUUGAUCCAUGAGGGUGUGAAGGCCGAGGAGGAGUUUGAGAAGAGCGGGAAGGUGCCCGAUCCGAGCUCGACCGACAAUGCCGAGUUUCAGAUUGUGCUGACCAUAAUUAAGGAUGGAUUGAAGAGUGAUCCGAAGAAGUAUCAUAAGAUGAAGGAGAGAUUGGUUGGGGUUUCGGAGGAGACGACUACUGGUGUGAAGAGGCUGUACCAGAUGCAAAUUAAUGGGACUCUGUUGUUCCCUGCUAUCAAUGUCAAUGACUCUGUCACCAAGAGCAAGUUUGAUAACUUGUAUGGAUGCCGCCACUCCCUCCCUGAUGGCUUGAUGAGAGCAACUGAUGUUAUGAUUGCCGGCAAGGUUGCAGUUGUCUGUGGUUAUGGAGAUGUCGGCAAGGGCUGUGCAGCUGCCUUGAAGCAAGCCGGGGCCCGAGUGAUUGUGACUGAGAUCGAUCCUAUCUGUGCUCUUCAGGCUCUUAUGGAGGGCAUCCAAGUUUUAACCCUUGAAGAUGUGGUUUCCGAAGCUGAUGUAUUUGUCACCACCACUGGUAACAAGGACAUUAUCAUGGUAGACGACAUGAGAAAGAUGAAGAACAACGCCAUCGUGUGCAACAUUGGCCACUUUGAUAAUGAAAUUGACAUGCUCGGAUUAGAGACUUUCCCCGGUGUGCAGCGAAUCACGAUUAAGCCCCAAACGGACAGGUGGGUCUUCCCUGAUACAAAGUCGGGCAUCAUUGUGUUGGCCGAGGGAAGACUUAUGAACUUGGGUUGUGCUACGGGGCACCCUAGCUUUGUGAUGUCAUGCUCUUUCACUAACCAAGUGAUUGCUCAGCUUGAGCUGUGGAAGGAGAAGAGUACCGGGAAGUAUGAGAAGAAGGUGUAUGUGCUGCCCAAGCACCUUGAUGAGAAGGUUGCUGCUCUCCACCUUGGGAAGCUUGGUGCUAGGCUUACUAAGCUCUCCAAGGAUCAAGCUGAUUACAUCAGUGUACCCAUUGAGGGUCCUUACAAGCCUGCCCACUACAGGUAUUGAGGAAUUUGACUGAUAUCAGAAAUUUUGAAUCGUCCGAUUGUUUCUUUCAAUAUUUUGAUUUGUGGUAGAUCAGCAGUUUUGAUUUUUGUGGGGGUUGAAGUGUUGAGGAAAGAAAUAGGUUGGUCUCUGUUGAAGAAGACCAAAUUGGGUUGAAUAAGGAUCAUGGGCUGUGUGGAGUGACUACUGUUGCAAUUAUAGUUGUAAUGCUUUUGCAAUUUUUUUUCUUUGUUAAAAAAAUGAAAAAGAGAAAAUAUUUGCCUUCUUUUAUUAAAAAUGUAUUUAAUUCUAUUGAUGGUGCUCUGCCACAAAAUGCAAAUGUCGGAUUAGAGUAGUGGUGAUGAUUAUGAUUGAUUAAUGUGAUUAAUUGAUAUUUGGUUUAA
Messenger RNA from Cornus florida, 1969 nucleotides. Its product is annotated as adenosylhomocysteinase 1. NCBI's taxonomy places the organism in Eukaryota, Viridiplantae, Streptophyta, Magnoliopsida, Cornales, Cornaceae. Gene Ontology annotation, molecular function: adenosylhomocysteinase activity. The record is from RefSeq and is a predicted model, not a curated record. The transcript has 2 exons. Gene Ontology annotation, biological process: L-methionine cycle. Bases 132 to 1589 code for a protein of 485 amino acids. Gene Ontology annotation, cellular component: cytosol.